Messenger RNA from Acipenser ruthenus (sterlet), 3048 nucleotides. RefSeq names its product mucin-6-like. Lineage: Eukaryota; Metazoa; Chordata; Actinopteri; Acipenseriformes; Acipenseridae. The transcript is spliced from 21 exons. Gene Ontology annotation, molecular function: protein binding. The record is from RefSeq and is a predicted model, not a curated record. Gene Ontology annotation, cellular component: extracellular matrix. Bases 1 to 3048 code for a protein of 1015 amino acids.
AUGUACGAGUUCCCUGGGACCUGCAACUACGUGUUCGCCAGUGAAUGCAAGAACACUUUCCCUCUCUUCAACAUCCAGCUAAAGAGGGCGUCCUCAGGCAAUAUCGAGCGUAUCCUCGUUGAUCUUCGCUACAUCAACAUCCAGGUGCUCAACGGAGCCAUCAAGGUCGGCUCUUUACAAGAUGUUCAGCUGCCUUACAGUUCAGUCGGGUUCCAGAUCAAACCAUACGGCAGCCUUGUCCAGCUGUACAUAAAACAAGACAAACUGGAACUGACCGUUGAGUGGAAUAAUAAGGACUACUUGAUGUCCUUGUUGUGCACAGAGCUGUUGAACAUGGUAGCGCCGGACUGUAAAAUCGACAAGAAUCGUUACAUCUACCGCUGCCAGCAUGACCUGUGUCACUGCACCCCCAAGGGCAGAAAAGAGUGCAGCUGUGGCACCCUCUCCGAGUACUCCAGGAGGUGUUCCUGGGAACUGCAGCCUGUCACCAACUGGAGAAGCCAGGACCUGUGCUCUCCUGAAAUAUGCCCAUCAAACCAGGAGUUCAAAGAGUGUGGAAACCCCUGCAUUCCCAGCUGUACUAACCCACUCUUCAGCUGCCUGACGCCCUGUAUCUACGGCUGCUUCUGUCCAGCAGGAACAAUCCUGGAUAACAUCUCUAAGAACAGUACCUGUGUGCGUCACAUGGAGUGCCCCUGUGUCCUCAAUGGGCUUCUGUAUCAGCCACAGGAUACAGUGAAUUACCCCUGCAGGUCCUGUGUGUGUGCAGGGGGCAAGUGGGAUUGUGAGGAGCACCCGUGUUCGCAGCACUGCGCCGUGGAAGGAGGGUCUUUUGUCACGACCUUUGAUUCGCGGAAGUAUCGCUUCCACGGAGUGUGCUCGUACGUGUUGGUCAAGAGCCCCAUGAUGCCAGAUAAAGGGCGUGUUUUGGGAAUCUUUGAUAAGUGCGGAAUCUCGUCCUCUGAAACCUGUUUAGCAGCCAUCAGAUAUGUGUCUUCCAAGGUUGCGAUCACGAUUGACAAAGAGGACGUCAUGAUCUUCAACAGAGGAACACAAAAACUACCCUUUAAAACAGAGCACUUCACUAUAUUCAGACAGUCCUCAACUUACGUGCAAAUGAACUCUGACUUCGGCCUGAUGCUGCAGAUCCAGACUCAGCCCAUCCUUAUUGUCUACAUGUAUGCUGCUAUUGACCUGUUUGACACCACUAAGGGCUUGUGUGGAAAUUACAAUGAAGACUCCACAGACGACUUCAUGAACAGCAUGGGGGUCCUGGAGGGGACGGUCACUCGCUUCAUCAGUUCCUGGCAAACAGACCAGUGCAAAAAAGCCAAAGCAGAGGAUCCUGAUCCCUGCAGCUCCAGCAUGCUGAACGCUCUCUUUGCUCAAACACACUGCAGUGUACUUUUAAACCACACUAGCGUCUUUGGGAAAUGUCAUUCUCUUGUGGACCCCAAUGAAUACUUUAAAAGGUGCAAAUAUGACAGCUGUAACUAUGAGGAGACCCAGUUAUAUCUGUGUGCCUCCCUGGGAGCGUACGCCCACGCGUGUGCAGCGCAGGGAGUGAUCCUGGAGAAUUGGAGGAAUGAGACAUUGUCCUGCACCAUUGCCUGCCCAAUGAAUCAGGAGUUCAACUACAGCACCGAGGCGUGUGGGACCACCUGCCAGUCCAGAGAGAACCAGCACCUGGAGUGCUUCUUGAGCAUUGUUCCUGUGGAGGGCUGUAACUGCCCCCCCGGGACCUACCAGGACCACCAGGGCAAGUGUGUCACCGAGGACCGCUGCCCCUGCUACCUGGAGAAUAAUCUGACCCUCCCUCCAGACCACAGCACUACCCUGGAGGGCCUCGUUUGUACCUGCAGAAUGGGGGAGCUGGAUUGUACAGGGAUGAGGAGUCUUCAGGAUGAUAAGUGCACUCCACCAGCGUUCUACCAUACCUGUAUGGACCAGAAUGACAUUGUGUGCGCCCCAACCUGCCAUAACUGGAGGAUCGACAAUAUAUGUUGUUCUCAUAUACUUUACUGCACUCUCUAUUCCCCGAGCACGUGUAAACAAGGCAUGUGGAUCUGUGUCAAAAGCGCAUUCUGUCCAGGAUCCUGCAUCCACUACGGAGAAGGGCAUCUGAUCACGUUUGACAGUCACUCCUUUUCCUUUGAUGGGCCUUGCGAGUACACGCUGGUUACGGAUUCCUGUGGCGAUAGCAUCAAAGAACGUUUCUCCAUUGUGUCAAGAAGUAUAAUGUGCGGCAGCGGAGGCACGUGCUCCCGGGUUAUUGUGGUCACCGUUGAGACAGCUGUAUUGGAGCUGCAAGAUGGGCAAUACAAGAUCACACCGGACAGUAAAACCGAUGUGUUCAAAGUGCUGUCUAAUUCCAUGAAUCUGAUCAUCACAAUGACAAUUCCCAUCAGCAACGCCGCGGUCACUCUGAUCUGGAAUAAAAAUGUUAACUUAAUCAUCCAACUUACAAAGGUCACAGAGAUGUCACUGUGUGGUUUGUGUGGCAAUUUCAAUGGGAAGGUGCUGGAUGACUUGACGCUCCGAGAUGGGGCUCUGGCAUCGUUUGUCAAGGAAUUCUUCAACUCAUGGAGGGUGGACCCCAAUUGCAUGGAAAUACCAGAAUACACUGACCCCUGUAUAAAGAACCCGUAUCGACUCAAAUGGGCUCAGGAAAAGUGUAGCAUUAUCCCCAGCAACGUGUUCGAGGAGUGCCACGAACUGGUCCAAUACAACCAGUUCUAUGAUGCCUGUGUUCACGAUGCCUGUCAAUGCGAUUCAGGCGAGGAUUGCGAGUGUGUGUGCAACGCUGUUGCCAUCUAUGCCAAACUGUGUCUGGAUAAUGGGAUCUGUGUCGACUGGAGGAGGCCAGACUUCUGCCCUGUUUACUGUGAUUUUUACAAUACCCAUACGAAGGUUACAAAUCAAUAUGAGUAUACUGGAGAUGAAAACUGCACGUGGCACUACCAGCCCUGUGAAUGUCCCUUCAGCAUUGAUAAUCAAAAGAUAACCCACAACAUCGAAGGUAGGUUCUGGCAUCUCUUUCAUUCGUAG